Molecule: messenger RNA, 240 nt
Organism: Medioppia subpectinata
Lineage: Eukaryota; Metazoa; Arthropoda; Arachnida; Sarcoptiformes; Oppiidae
Source: the annotation of a GenBank genome assembly
AUGGCGUGCAUUGUGGCCUAUGAUAGUCAUUUGAGCCUAUUACAUAAGUAUUUGCAACAAGCAGAAAUGGAAUCGAAUGGGCACUUAUGGUUGGAAAAGAACUGGAUGGCAAUACCCCUGAUUGGCUUAAGUUUAAAGUUUGGUGUACAAUUGGGUAAAAAGCUGGCUAUGGAAAUAUAUGAAAACAAAGGUGAAAUGGAUGAGAGUACAAAAAAUCUAUUGAAGGAGAUCAAUUAUUAA